Molecule: messenger RNA, 2670 nt
Organism: Puntigrus tetrazona (Sumatra barb)
Lineage: Eukaryota; Metazoa; Chordata; Actinopteri; Cypriniformes; Cyprinidae
Gene: capn9
Product: calpain 9
Exons: 20
Coding region: 155-2221 (688 amino acids)
Biological process (GO): proteolysis
Cellular component (GO): cytoplasm
Molecular function (GO): calcium ion binding; calcium-dependent cysteine-type endopeptidase activity
Source: RefSeq, a predicted model, not a curated record
GCGGCUUUCACCCAAACCAGUUCUGCUCCUGAUGGGCGUGACGCCAACCUGAAGAGCCUGUCCUUCGGCCGCCGCGGCUGGGUUCGUCUCACACGACGCAGCUCACUGCUCCGGACCGGUGUCCUGUCUGAGGUUUUCGGAGCUUGCUUUGAAGAUGCCCUACAGCGUGACCAUGCCGAGCGGCUCCGGCCAGGCGACCCUAGUGGAGAGCACCCAGGCGGACGGGAAGACGUACGAGCAGCUCCGCCGGGAGUGUUUGCAAAAGGGGAAGCUGUUCGAGGAUCCUGACUUCCAAGCCAGGGACGACUCGCUCUUCUUCAGCCAGAGGGUCCCGGUUAACUUUGAAUGGAAGAGGCCGGGGGAAAUCUGCAAAGACCCCAAGUUCAUCACAGGAGGAGCCACCAGGACUGACAUCUGUCAGGGGCAGCUGGGAGACUGCUGGUUGUUGGCAGCGAUCGCCUCCCUGACCCUCCACGACGAAACACUAAAGAGGGUCGUACCACACGACCAAGACUUUGAUCGCGGCUAUGCCGGAAUCUUUCAUUUCCAGUUCUGGCAGCAUAAUAAAUGGAUGGACGUGGUGGUGGACGACCGGCUCCCGUGCGUGAGGAACAAGCUGGUGUUUCUGCACUCCGCCGACAACAACGAGUUCUGGAGCGCGCUUCUGGAGAAGGCCUAUGCCAAGCUGAACGGCAGCUAUGAGUCCCUGAAAGGAGGAAGCACCAUGGAGGCGAUGGAGGACUUCACGGGCGGCGUGGGCGAGAUGUACGAGACGAAGAGCGCCCCCGCGAGCCUCUUCCUCAUCCUCAAGAAAGCCGUGGAGAGAGGAUCCAUGCUUGGGUGCUCCAUCGACAUCACAAGUUCGGCCGAGUCCGAAGCGCAAACCACUACCGGUCUGGUUAAAGGCCACGCUUACUCCAUCACCGGAGUGGACGAGGUCAACUACAGAGGAGCGAAGGUCCAGCUGAUUCGCGUUCGUAACCCCUGGGGUCAGGUGGAGUGGAACGGACCCUGGAGCGACAACGCCAGGGAAUGGAACGCCGUUGACUCUUCGGAGAAGAAGCGACUGCUGCACAACUCGCUGGAUGACGGAGAGUUCUGGAUGGAGUUCGGGGAUUUCAAAGCCAACUACGAUAAAAUCGAGAUCUGUAACCUGACGGCCGAUUCUCUGUCGGACGACGUCAGCAAGAAGUGGGAGGUGAAUCAGUUUGAGGGCAACUGGAUCAGGGGCUCCACCGCUGGCGGCUGCAGGAACUACAUCGACACAUUCUGGACCAACCCGCAGUUUAAGCUUCGCCUGGAGCAUCCGGACGACGGCGACAAGCUGUGCAGCGUCAUCGUGGCCCUGAUGCAGAAGAACCGCCGCCGGCUCAGGAAAGAGGGGCUCGACAUGGAGACCAUCGGCUUCGCCAUUUACGAGGCUCCCGACGAGCAAGACCACCAGGGGAAGGACUUCUUCCGCUACAACGGCUCUAAAGCGCGGAGUCGUACGUACAUCAAUAUGAGGGAGGUGUCCGAGCGCUUCAGACUGCCGCCGGGAAACUACCUGCUGGUGCCCACCACCUUCCAGCCGCACCACGAGGCCGAUUUCCUCAUCCGGAUCUUCUCGGAGAACAGAGCCGGAGCCAUUGAGAUGGGAAACACCAUUAAAGCGGAUCUGCCAGAUCCGCCGAAGCCGAACCCUCCCGAGGAGGAGACGGACGAGGAGAAGGGCCUGAGGAGGCUGUUUGAACAGAUCGCCGGAUCGGAUAAAGCCAUCAGCGCCAGGGAGCUGCAGCACGUGCUGAACAAUGUCCUGAGCAGAAGGAAAGAGGUGAAGUUCGACGGAUUGACCCUCAACACCUGCCACAGCAUCAUAAACCUGAUGGAUGUGGAUAACACCGGGAUGCUGGAGUUCGAGGAGUUCAAAGUCUUCUGGGAUAAGCUGAAGAAGUGGAUCAUGCUGUUCCUGUCCUACGACUCGGACCGCUCCGGACGCAUGUCCUCCUACGAGAUGCGCAGCGCUCUGAACGCUGCAGGCAUGUCUCUGAACAACAAGCUGCUGCAGCUGGUGGGGCUGAGGUUCGCGGAUGAAAACUUCGAGAUCGACUUCGACGACUACCUGACGUGCAUCGUGCGCCUGGAGAACAUGUUCAGAGUUUUCCAGGCCUUAGAUCAGCAGAAGAAAGGAGUGAUCAGUCUGAACAUGGUGCAGUUCCUGAUGUUGUCUAUGAACAUAUGAGGAUUCAACCAAAUCCAGCAGGAAUGGAUGGAGUCAGCUGUGCAGUUGUUUUUGUUUUUUUUCUGUCAUGCUGAACAGUUUUUACACGUUUUUCUUUGUUUGUGGGCUCUUUCCCAUCACCACUGACUACAGAUUUACCUGAAAGUUUAUUAUUAUUAUUUUUUUUGGAAAAAAGCAACCCUCCAGUGUUGUUCUCGAUGGCAUAUUUACUGUAUUUUUUUUUUUUUUUUUUUUGUGGUUUGAGGCAUAUUCACACUUCUGGGACGUUGCAAGAAUUUGUAAAACUGCAAGAUGUAUUAUUAUUCACAGAGCUGCUGGAUCGCUAAGAUCAGGGAUAUAAACGAAUAAAAACGACUAACGGGUGCCGUGGCUGUUGUUACUGAGAAGCUGUGAUAAAACAUCCGAUAGCUGAAAUGUGUUCAAUAAAAAAAAAAAAUGUUUGACAAAAA